Messenger RNA from Penicillium antarcticum, 831 nucleotides. RefSeq lists its product as uncharacterized. The transcript is spliced from 2 exons. The coding region runs from base 1 to 831 and encodes 276 amino acids. The record is from RefSeq and is a predicted model, not a curated record. Lineage: Eukaryota; Fungi; Ascomycota; Eurotiomycetes; Eurotiales; Aspergillaceae.
AUGCCCUGGCCACGAUCACAAUUUUUGGAAAUUGGGGACCAAUCCUGGUGUCCCUCCUGGCUCCAUCAGCACGAGCAAUUAUCUUUGACAAAACUUUGGAAUCUCAAGGUUCCGUUUUGGAGCCGCGGGAGCCUUGCCACGCAAGCAUGCGAGGUAUUCAAAGAGCACCUGCAGGAUCUUUCGUCAUAUACCGUUCUCGACAUAUGCGCUGGCUCUGGAGGCCCUACUCCGGUCCUCGAAUCUGAACUCAAUAGAGAACUCGAAGCCCAAGGCAAAGACCCUGUCCAGUUCAUCUUAUCCGAUCUUUAUCCCCACGUUGAAGCGUGGCAGCGAAUUUCGAAGAAACAACAAAACAUAUCAUACAUUGAAACGCCAGUCGACGCCCGAGCUGUUUCUAGACUUGGAAAGAAGAAGGAAUGUCGCAUUUUCAAUGUCUGUUUCCAUCACUUCAAUGAUGGAGACGCUUCCGGUAUUCUGAAAAGCGCGGUGGAGUCGGCUGAUGCAUUCAUCAUAUAUGAAAUGACAUCACGUGAAAUUGGUACCUGUCUUUGCUCCCCACUAGUCUUCUUCUGGGCUUUCUUUGUAACCCUGGGUUGGUUUUGGAACUCACCCGUCCAUCUUUUCUUUACAUAUGUCCUACCCGUGGCUCCUUUAACUAUCUGGUAUGAUGGCUUCAUAUCUUGUCUCAGAACACGCACGAACGAGGAGAUCAGAGGUCUCUUAGACCAGCCAGGCUUGGAUUUGACCAAAUGGACCUUUCAUGGCGGAAGAAAGACUGUUCAGUGGCCUUUCAUUACCUUGCACUACUAUCUCGGUGUUAAGUCCCGUUAA